Molecule: messenger RNA, 1959 nt
Organism: Medioppia subpectinata
Lineage: Eukaryota; Metazoa; Arthropoda; Arachnida; Sarcoptiformes; Oppiidae
Source: the annotation of a GenBank genome assembly
AUGAAGACCGAAGACACCAUCGAAAUGGAGAGUCAGUCCGUGUUUGACAAUCACCUGCUGUUGGAGCAGAUCUUCCGUCACAUCGGAUCCAUACGACACCUGAAGAGCACAUCCCGUGUCUGCAAACUGUGGCACAACUGUUGCGACCGCGAAGUCCGCCACCGAUGCCAUCGACGGCUCACUCAUCACCUCUUCUACUGCUUUCCCGUCGAGUCGUCCGUCUCUUCCGACCUCAAGAGCGACGACAACCCCAACGACGACAAGCCGUUUGUGUUGACCGACGGCCAGGCGGUGGUCGACCGCAUCGGCCAUUACUACAAGAAUGGUCUGCAACUGAUCCCACAAUUGGUGGUCAUGUUUAACGCCAAACUGAGUCGCGACGACGGCUCCUAUUCGGCCCUCAAUCUCGACACUUACCGCCGAUUUCUGCCCAAAGAGUGUCUGUUUAUACGUCUGGAGAAUCAGACAAUAAUCGGCACUUCAGACCACAACCGCUCUCCAUAUCCGGCGGCCAACGGUUUGGCCGGCAUUUCGCACCUAUUGAUGGCCAAAACCAGCGGCCUAUCGAUCGACGUGUAUUACGAUCAAGAGAUUUGCCAAUCACUGAGAGCUGAUCCGGACAUCAAAUGCAUUUUGUAUUACGAGUCGUGUAAAGACUUUGACCGAAAGGACAGCGCCGGUCACUACAUGUGGAGUAACUGUAAUCAUCACAUGUGGGAUGUGAUGAAAGAGCUGAAGUACAAGUUGGCGUUCGGCGGCACUCGUGUGGCCGCCAUUGACGUGAGUCGCGGUCACGAGCCGUCGUCUGAGGCCACGAAGCCGUUCGCGUGUGUUGUGAUCCGCGGGCCGACUGUCAGCGCCUGUAGUAUUGAGAUGAAGACGGGAAGCGCUGAGUCGACGAAACGCCUGUUGACUGAAUUCAAGUCGCGGCUCGGCUUCGACGCCGACGACCACCGACUGUCCACAACCGUGGCGUUUGUCUUCUGCCGCAUCAUUCCCUACCGUUUCAACCGUUACUGUCAUUUCAAAGAGGGUGAGUCGUCGCAACUGAUCCACGAAGUGUUCCCUAACGUUGUGUUCGCUGGUGUCAUAAGUGUCAUCAACUUUGGCCACGACUUCUGGCCCGCACUACCAUUCAAGUCCGAUGAGGACAGCAAUUAUAGGACAACACUAUUUGACAGCACUAUUAUUAUAAGAGUCGCUCUGGAAUGGAUAUCUGGAGGCGGUUGCCAGGAAUGCCUUCACAACGAACUCAAUCACAGGAUUGCCGACAAUUACGGGUUGUGUUCAACGCAUUCAUUAGUGAAUAAUGGCUUAAUAAUGGAGAAUAUCUUCAAGUGGUUAGAAAUCUCUGAACUGAUUAAAUGCUCCGAUGUUUGCCUUAAAUGGAGAAAAUCUAUGGAUGAAGUCAUCGAUUCCUACAAUCAUUAUCUGUCGAGCAAUCGAUUAAAUGAAUUCAAAUUUAUUAUUGUUUUCUCGAAACUGGAUUUCAAUCAAAUGCAAGAAUUUCUCGCUAAUCAACGCAUACCUAAUGAUUGUACUGUUGUUCACAUUAAUUGCCGAAACGAAGUGAUUGGCACUCAAGAGGUGGUGCCGAGGAGUGGACGGUCUGUGGCCGCCAAUCAUCAUAUUGAAUACGAGUCCGAUUUUGAUCUACUAUCGGGAAUAUCAACCCUUUUUAUGUCGAGAGCGAUGCCUGGGAUUGAAGUGCUUUUGUACAGAGACUCGACAAUACUUGAUCUGAAAUUUGAUGCUCAACUCAAAUGUAUUGUUGUGUUUCACAUUCAACGAUCAUUUUAUGGACACUUCAGUCGAUUAAAAACCGACAGUCAGUACUUGGAAUAUUUGGAGCAAUUAAUCCAUGAUUGUAACAAUAAUAAUACCGUAGCGUUUGGUGGGGUCACUGUUGACCGACUGGCCUCCGCCCAGACCACACAUUCCGACCGCGAUAUAAUCUAA